AGGACUUGCGAAUAUAUACGAUCAACACGGCAACAAUGUAAACACAACUGUCUGAAGGACGAAGUGAUACUAUGUCAAAUCCGACCUUAGGCACGCCAAUCCGGGUCGAACCAUGAAAUAUUGGGCACUUUGGACACUUAGACGGAGCUAUUCACCUCUAGGUGGAACGUGGCACGCCUUAUCUACUUGGUCCGCCCGUACUAGGACCCUACGCACGGUUCAACUCAUACGACGUAAAAGAGAGAAAUGGGCCAAUAUCGCACAUUGGCGAUGGUAUUGGCUUUGGAGCAAGCUGAAGUUCAAUCGACACCGGGCCAUGCCCACUAUGUUGAAUCCGAAGUUGUCUGAGGAGGAUUUCCAGGAAAUCAGGCGCCAACACGCCCGAUUAGUGAGGGUGGGGGGCGUGAAAGCCUCGGAAACGAAAGUGUCGUUCGCCACCGAGUCUCAGCCAAGUCAGUCGGAUGAAGUGGAUCUCAAUGAUGCCAUCAAGAAGAUGAAAAUGCGACCCGGGACCGUGGAUCCUGCGCCCGCUUCGGCUAGCGCGCCUACGUCGUUUUUUUCCACUAGCUUCUUUAUGGACACGAUACUCUCGGUUCCUACCGCCAUUUUGCCUAAACUGCCUAAUGUCCAGGAUUUUUUACCUUUUGGGAAAGUCCCAUCGGAUAUCCCCCCCUCUGCAGACGUGGCUGCCGAUUUAGAGACGGAAACCACCCCUUGGCGACGGCCUUACGUUCGAUCCGCCCAAUCCAAAGCUGCCAUCGAUGCCAGGACCCGGAGUUGCGUGGCUAAUCUGCGAAGCACGGCAUCGUUAGAUUCUGCCGUGUUGAAGCCCUUGGAAGUGUUCAAUAAUCACCUCUACCAAUAUCCAUUUGCCAAGGGUGUGGCUGUGAGGAGUCAUGCUGUGAGUCAGUUGUUGCAUAUUCGGGACAAGAGUGAGAACGAGUCCGUCAAAAUGGUCGCCAGGGAGGGUUUGAACUUGUUGGGCUAUCAAGAGGCGGUUGGUUCUCAGGGCAUUCGGAUUUUGUGUUUAGAUGGGGGCGGCAUGAAAGGCAUUAUUGCGCUUGAAGUCCUCAAACGUAUCGAGCUAACAACCGGACGAAGGAUCUACGAGGUCUUUGAUUUCAUUUGCGGAGUCAGCACGGGUUCAAUCAUCGCUUCGCUUUUGGCCUUUCACAAGAUGUCCGUCAAUGAGGUAGCCUCCGCUUAUAAAACGUUAGGCGCCGAAGUGUUCAAGCAAAACAUGUUCUCAGGAGCUACGGGUUACCUUCGAAGCCAUUCUUACUACAAUACCCUGGCCUACGAGCGGGUUCUCCAAAGCUUCGUUGGCAAUAUGGUCAUGGGCGAAACUGCCCGCACUCCUCGCACACCAAAAGUCGCCAUUGUGGCCACGCUAGUCAACACAGAGCCCAUGGGACCGUUCGUCUUCCGAAAUUAUCACUAUCCUUACCGAAGCCCGUCCAAUUUCAAAGGUAGCUCAGAUCAUCCAAUUUGGGCGGCCGUCAGAGGCUCCUCCGCAGCUCCAGGCUAUUUUGACGAGUUCUGUUUGGAGGACAAGAUAUUCCACGAUGGUGGAAUCAUGACCAAUAACGCGACCAUGAUCGCCAUACACGAAGCCCAAAGGCUGUGGGCGCAUGAGGCCUUGCACUGCGUGGUAUCUUUGGGCAUGGGUCGAUUCAAAGGACCCAUCCACCCCGAGGAGCCGUUCUUAGACGUCAAGAAGCCCAAGAACCUGUCGUUGGCGCAGAAGUUCUCAAGAAUCAUUGAUGCCGCCACGGACACGGAAUUGGCCCAUGUGAGCUUGCACGAUUUACUUCCCGGCGAAGUUUACUUCAGGUUCAAUCCGUAUCUGAGCGAAUACUUUGAUAUGGACGAAGUUCGUUUGGAAAAGAUGUCCAAGAUGAGAGAGGACACUCAAAUGUACAUCAGAAGAAAUGAGAACCGCUUUGAUGAAGUUUGUCAAAGACUUGUUCAGCCCAGGUCUUGGUCAAAAAGAGCUCGAGAUCACAUUUCCUUGGCUAGUCAUUAUGUGCGCGCUCAACUUGAUAAGGGUGCUGUAGAGUCACAGUGAAUAGAAGAUAUAAUUUUGUAUAUGCUACAUUGUCAGUCACUAUUUUUAAAGUGAGCCUUUUAUAAAGUCUAAACGAAAGUCUCUUUUGCCAACGACAUGAAUUCUAAAUCGA
Tigriopus californicus is the source of this 2180-nucleotide messenger RNA. RefSeq names its product calcium-independent phospholipase A2-gamma-like. Gene Ontology annotation, biological process: arachidonate metabolic process. The record is from RefSeq and is a predicted model, not a curated record. NCBI's taxonomy places the organism in Eukaryota, Metazoa, Arthropoda, Copepoda, Harpacticoida, Harpacticidae. Gene Ontology annotation, cellular component: membrane. The transcript has a single exon. Bases 113 to 2068 code for a protein of 651 amino acids.